CACAGACGUUUUUGGGAGAACUCUGGUCUGGACAUUGCCUUUAUUAUCACCACUCACAUCCUGUUCACAAGUGGUGUCAGAAACGGGAUUUUACAAUGGACCCUGCAGCACUGAACACCAUGAUGGAGGCUCAGGCACGGAGGCAUGAAGAGACCUUGGCAGCGGUGAUGGAGAGGAUGAAUGCCAUGUUCCUCGCGGCCAACCAGAGGAGGGAACCGGUGGCCGAACCAGCAGUAGCGCCUCCGAAACCUAAAGUGGUGAAGAUGUCGCUGGAGGAUGAUCCCAAGGCCUAUUUAACAUCCUUUGAAAGGCAGGCGACAGCAGCCCUAUGGCCUCGGGAGUGGUGGGCUACCCAGCUGGGACCCAAUCUGAUCGGGGAAGCCCAGGCAGCCUACCACGCUUUAACCCAUGAACAAGCCAUGGAUUAUGAUGUGGUAAAGAAAGCCAUCCUUCAGCGACUGGACAUCACGGAGGAGACGCACCGCCGCCGGUUCCGGGAGUACCAACGCCCCGAAGGAGUCCGACCCCGAGUAAUGGCCCAGCAGUUGGUGGACCAGGUGACCCGGUGGCUCUGCCCUGGUGAACGCACAGCAGAGGAGGUGGCUGAGAUUGUCACCAUUGAACAAUUUAUACAGUUGCUGGGGCCAGAAGCCAGUAAUUGGGUCAGCCGGCACCGGCCCACCACGCUGGACGCCGCAGUCAGGUUGGCUGAGGGGUACGAGGACUCUAUGCCCACACCGCUGCCCACCCCGAUACAUCCCACGCCGACCUUCAUCAGACCCAGGAUGGCGGGCCCAAGGCCUGGGCCCCUUCACCCACACACACCCUUCACGUCUGGACCAGCACCCUCACGUUCCCCAACGGGUGGCCUCGCUCCACAACACUGGAGGCCGAGGUCAACCCCCAGCUGGGGUAGAACAGGGGCCCCCUCCCCGCUGUCAGGUCGGCAGCGGGACAAUCAGGCUCCGUGGGCGCCUCUCCCUCUGGAAUGUUACCGGUGCCAUGGGGUCGGCCACCUUGCCCGGAAUUGCCCCUCAGCAAUGGAGUGUGGUGCGGCUUCGCAUUAUUUGGUACCGGCGACAGAGGAGGAGUGAGAGUCGGGAGCUGCAGCCGCGGAGCCAGCAUUAGACCCGGAGCACGUCCCUCACAGCACAACACAGCACAGCACCAGCACUCACCACGACCCCGGAAGAAAGAGCACAGUUUCGUGCACGGAGGAUUGUGGUUCAGGAGUGUCAUUCUUUUGUUAUUAAGGACUGUAACCCUGCCGUGUCCCCCCGAUACCAUCGCUGGGAAAAGGGGGGGGGUUUAUUAUUAUUAUUUAUUGCAAUUAUUGAAAUUAAAAACACAGACGUUUUUGGGAGAACUCUGGUCUGGACAUUGCCUUUAUUAUCACCACUCACAUC
This is a messenger RNA of Acipenser ruthenus (sterlet), 1406 nucleotides long. Its product is annotated as zinc finger and SCAN domain-containing protein 29-like. The record is from RefSeq and is a predicted model, not a curated record. The transcript is spliced from 2 exons. The coding region runs from base 96 to 1094 and encodes 332 amino acids. NCBI's taxonomy places the organism in Eukaryota, Metazoa, Chordata, Actinopteri, Acipenseriformes, Acipenseridae. Gene Ontology annotation, molecular function: nucleic acid binding; zinc ion binding.